CGUCAUUCUUUAUUCAAUUUUUUAUUUUCUUUUUUCUUUUUCACUAAAUAAACUAAACUCAUCGCCUCUUCGCUCUCUUCUUUCUUUUCAUUUUUUCCAUAUAAAACUUGAAAUCUCAACCACGAACCAAGCUUUUCGCUUCACUUUCUUCCCGCACUCUCACUUCUAUCUCUACCUUUCGUCCUAAACCAAACCCUAACACUCUUCUCUUUCCAAUUUCUUUCACUGCACUCUCAGAUCUGUUACUCAAUUACUCGAUUCAUAUCGAUUUCAGGCGUUGGUUGGAUACCCGAUUCUGGAGUCAACUUCAGCGAAAAUUUGAGUCUGGCAUUGAUUUAUUCGUGGAUGCUGUGCGGUGGUUUUGGUUUUGUGUGGUUUGAAUUCUCAGAGGCUCUGUUCUUUGAUUUUGAUGGGAGAAGAAGUUGUUUGUGUGCAAGCAUUGGAAGAUGGAAGAACGGAAAAUAAAGAGGAAUCAAAGACGGAACUGAAACGUGACUAUAACCAAUGCGUUGCUGAUACCGAACCCGAUGUUUUUCCCAAUAAAAAACAAGCAAAAGAAGUUUCGAACGAUGAAGUGCGCUCUGAAGUUACAAAUCCCAACGCUUCUUCAACAGAGCAUGCACUAACCUUUCAUGAUAUCAGUAGCCAACUCACAGAAUCGGAAAAUGUUAACCAUGCAGAGUGUGGGGAACUUACAUCUACUUGUUUGGAAAAUUCUUCUAGUUCUCAUGAUACCACGAGUGAUGAAGCCGGUGAUCAGAAUAAUGACAACGAUAAUGAUAAUAACAAUAAUACUUCUCGGAAUGAUAAAAGUACGGAUAGCAACGAUGCAGUGAUGUCCCGUGUUGUGAUGGAAAUCCCGAAGCAUGCUAGUUCAACUGGUAUUAGAAAGAUUACUUUUAAGUUCAGUAAAAAGAAGGAGGACUAUGAUAAUGAUUAUCAAACAUCUGCUGGCUAUACUGAUGGAAAUGGCUAUGGCUAUGGCUAUCACGGGGAUGAUGAAUAUUUGGCAAAGGAUGAUUCUAAUAGUGGGUUUUUAGAGACCUCAUAUGGCACGGGAUAUGUUCCUUAUGAAGAUUCAGAUUUGUAUUCUGGAAAUAUGGAAUUGAAAAUGUCAAAGAAAGUCGUCCCUAACUGCUUCCCCACAAAUGUCAAAAAGCUGUUAUCAACUGGUAUCCUUGAUGGAGCUGCAGUAAAAUAUAUCUACAAUCCCGGAAAGGUUGAGCUCGAUGGGAUUAUUGGUGGUGGUGGGUAUUUGUGUGGCUGUUCAAUGUGCAGUUACUCUAGAGUGCUCAGUGCCUAUGAGUUUGAGCAGCAUGCUGGUGCUAAGACUAGACAUCCAAAUAAUCAUAUAUUCCUAGAAAAUGGAAAACCAAUUUAUAGCAUCAUACACGAAAUAAAAACCGCUCCAAACAGCAUGCCAGAUGAGAUUAUAAAGAAUGUGGCUGGUUCAUCUAUCAACGAGGAAUCCUUCCAGGUUUGGAAAGAAAGUCUCCUACAAAGCAACAGGAAGGUUCCAACUCAUAAAAACUACAGUACAAAGUUUACUGGCAUGCGUCAUACACACAACAGUCAAUCUAUAGAAAGUGCGAGCCACUUCUCAUCUUCACGUGCGCGAAAUCAUUUUGAGCAGCAAAUGUAUGUGAACCAGACAACUGAUGAGUGGAAACGAGUGGUGAAGAAGCCAAGCACAUACCCUUACAACUCAGGUAUACUGCAGAAGAGAAGUGCUGAUGGUUGCACUAAGAAAAGGUUCUUGUUUUGUUUUAUGUUUUUUCCAGUUGAGGAUUCUUGCGCUGUUUUCUAUUUCUCACUAGCAUCUCCAUAUGAACUGAAAUAUCUUAGCUACUGUAGUUUGAAAUUUGAAUUGGAUUUUUCUUUUUUCAGGGACAAUGAUUUGCACAGGUUACUUUUUAUGCCUAAUGGCCUACCAGACGGUGCUGAGUUGGCUUACUAUGUCAAAGGACAGAAACUACUUGGAGGUUACAAACAAGGAAACGGUAUAGUCUGUGGUUGUUGUGAUGUAGAGAUAAGCCCUUCACAGUUUGAAGCCCAUGCUGGAAUGGCGGCUAGGCGUCAACCUUACCGCCACAUAUAUACUUCCAAUGGAUUGACACUUCAUGAUAUAGCUCUGUCUUUGGCAAAUGGUCAAAACCUUACUACGGGAGAUAGUGAUGAUAUGUGUGCAAUAUGUGGAGAUGGAGGAGAUUUGAUUCUUUGCAAUGGAUGUCCUAGAGCCUUUCAUGCAGCCUGCUUAGGAUUAAACGGUGUACCAGAUAGUGGUUGGCAUUGUCUAAAUUGUAAAGAUAAUACGGGUGAUGGAGGAGGUGCGAGGCCAAUCAUGAUUCGGUUGACACGGGUUGAUAAAGAACCAGAAUAUGAAAUGGGUGGAUGUGUUGUUUGCAGGGAAAAUGAUUUCAGUGUUGAUACAUUUGAUGACCGAACAGUAAUAAUUUGUGAUCAGUGUGAGAAGGAGUAUCAUGUUGGUUGCUUGCGGGACAUUGGGCUAUGUGAGUUGGAAGAGCUUCCAAAGGAUAAGUGGUUUUGUUGCGACGACUGUAAUCGAAUAUAUGUGGCUCUACAGAAUUCAGUUUCUGCUGGAGCAGAUACAAUACCAUCUUCCUUGUCUGAACUUAUAAUUAGGAAGCACGAAGAGAGGGGGUUAUGUACGUAUGGAAGCAUGAAUGAUAUUCAGUGGAGAAUUUUAAGUGGAAAAAGUCGUUAUCCCGAGCAUUUACCGUUACUUUCACGAGCUGCUGCAAUUUUUCGAGAGUGUUUUGAUCCCAUUGUUGCAAUAUCUGGUCGUGACCUGAUUCCUGUUAUGGUCUAUGGGAGAAAUAUUUCUGGCCAAGAAUUCGGGGGAAUGUAUUGCAUUGUUUUAAUUGUGAAUUCUGUCGUAGUAUCUGCCGGGCUUCUUAGGAUUUUUGGCUGCAACAUUGCUGAGCUUCCCCUGGUUGCUACAAGUAGAGAGCAUCAAGGAAAAGGUUAUUUUCAAGUGCUGUUCUCUUGCAUAGAGAGGUUGUUGUCUUCUCUAAAUGUAGAAAAGCUGGUGCUCCCUGCUGCAGGGGAUGCAGAGUCAAUUUGGACUAAGAAAUUAGGCUUUCACAAGAUGAGUGAAGAUCAGUUAUCCAAAUAUCUUAAAGAGGUGCAGCUCACCCUCUUCAACAAAACUUCAGUGCUGGAGAAGACUGUGCAGCUGGUGACCGAAUGAUAUGCUUUAUCUGGUGUUGUAACUAAAUUUUGGUUAUCUAUUCAUUUUAUAGCAUUUUCCUCAGUGUAACAUUGCUUCUAUGUUCUUGCUUAGCUAUAUUGUUUUUCCUUUUCCUAUA
Messenger RNA from Trifolium pratense (red clover), 3329 nucleotides. RefSeq lists its product as uncharacterized. The transcript has 19 exons. NCBI's taxonomy places the organism in Eukaryota, Viridiplantae, Streptophyta, Magnoliopsida, Fabales, Fabaceae. The record is from RefSeq and is a predicted model, not a curated record. Bases 410 to 3211 code for a protein of 933 amino acids.